UCUCGGGUGCAUGUGACUCUGGGAUUUGUAGUGUUUUACGCCGCCUAUACGUCAGCGGAAGUGUUUUGAGCGUACGCGAGCUAGGUCACAUUGGUUCACUUUUCCAAUGUUUUGAGAAACAAAACCGCAAUGGAGGCAGCUAACGCAGAGGAGAUCCAUCUGAGGCAUGUGGAGAAGGAUGUCCUAAUCCCCAAGUUGAUGAGGGAGAAAGCGAAGGAGCGCUGUGCUGAGAAAGUUGAAGCCUUCAACCACUGCUGUAAAGAAUCUGGUUUCUUCAUGGUAUUUAAAUGUCGAGCGGAGAAUGCUGCGCUGAAGGAAUGUCUGACAGUGCACUACAAGGACCCCGUGUUCUUCGAGGAGUGUAAGCAGGAGUACAUCAAAGAGAAACUGGAGUUUCAGAGUACAGGGAUCCCAGCAAAGAACAGGACACAAAAAGUCCCAACUAGCAUGUAAUGAAAAACAAACACCCAAAACAACUUGCCUCCUGUCAAGGUGAAGGUGUAGAGUGUGAGGCUGUGGCCAUAACUCCACCCUGCAAGUCCCACACACGCCUAGAAUACUUGGUCAUCUGGCAGGGUUUAUUACUCAGAAAGACACAAGUCUGUGGAUUUUAUUUAAAUUUGAGUGGCAUAUAAUCAAAAUAAAGCCUUUUUUUGUUUGUCGCCUUUACAUUACAUUUACACAAUGAGCGUACUGAUUGCUAAAAAUGCAGAAAGAUCUAAUCAUGGUACAGUAAUCUCUUGGACCUGAGAUUUUUAUUAUAGUGCGACACUUCCGCUCUGAAAGUGUGCUGUCAUAAAUUGAAGGAUGUUCUAUAUCUGGUGGACACUGUGUAGUGUGUUUCUGUAGUACAUGCAAUGACAGCAAAAGUGUUCAUCUGCAGACAAAAGAGUUAGACAUGAAAGAGCGUAAGAAGCCUCUGACAGCUAACCCAGCAAUGAACAGUAUGACCGUGACAUGUAAUAAAAUGUGAUAUUGUAAAUAAAAUAAUAUUCAGCUGUGUUAAA
Molecule: messenger RNA, 1007 nt
Organism: Scatophagus argus
Lineage: Eukaryota; Metazoa; Chordata; Actinopteri; Scatophagidae
Gene: cmc1
Product: C-x(9)-C motif containing 1
Exons: 4
Coding region: 130-453 (107 amino acids)
Cellular component (GO): mitochondrion
Source: RefSeq, a predicted model, not a curated record